AUGGAGUCUGCAGUUUCUGGGUUUUUUUGGUCUUUUGAUCAAGAAUUCUGCUGUUUCUUGGUCGUCACGGUUUUGUUAAUCUUUUUGAUCCUCUACUUUGCAAGACCGAGGGUUUGGUGCAAGUGUGAAAUUUGUCAAUCUUACAUGAAUACAAGCUGGAAAAACCACUUUGAUAAUCUGUGUGAUUGGUAUACUUAUCUUCUUAAAAAAUCUCCUACUCAGACUAUUCAUAUUCAUGUUCUUGAUAAUACUAUUACUGCAAAUCCUGUUAAUGUUGAAUAUAUGCUCAAAACAAGGUUUGAUAAUUUUCCAAAGGGGAAACCCUUUUCUGCAAUCUUGGGUGACUUUCUGGGCCGGGGCAUAUUCAACGUGGAUGGAGAUUUAUGGAGGUUUCAGAAGAAAAUGGCGAGUCUUGAGCUUGGUCGAACAUCAAUAAGAUCAUAUGCUUUCGAAGUUGUUCAUCAUGAGAUUGAACAACGGUUGGUACCCCUUUUAGAAUCUGUAAAAGGGAAAGAAGAUAUAUUUAUAGAUUUACAAGAUGUUUUUCGACGAUUUUGUUUUGAUAGUAUUUGCAGAUUUUCAUUUGGUUUAGACCCUAAGUGUUUGGAAUUGACCUUACCUAUAUCAAAAUUUGCUGUUUCUUUCGACCUAGCAUCAAAACUGUCUGCUGAAAGAGCCAUGACUGUCUCUCCACUUGUUUGGAAGAUGAGACGGCUUUUAAACAUUGGAGAUGAGAAAAAGCUUCGAAAAUCAAUCAAGAUGAUCAACAAAUUAGCCCAAGAGGUCAUAAAUCAAAGGCGAAAAUUCGGGUUUUCUGAUCAAGAAGAUCUCCUGUCAAGAUUCAUGACUUCUGUUAGUGAUGAAACAUUUCUCAGGGAUAUUGUGGUUAGCUUCCUCUUGGCCGGCCGUGACACAGUGGCAUCUGUCUUGACAAGCUUUUUCUGGCUAAUGGCAAACCACCCAGAGGUGGAGGCAGCCAUUCUAGUCGAGGCUGAUCGAGUUAUUGGGCAAAACAAGGAGAUUACAAGCUAUGAACAAAUGAAAGAACUUCAUUAUUUGCAUGCAGCAAUGUAUGAGAGCAUGAGAUUGUAUCCACCUAUACAAUUUGAUUCAAAAUUCUGCUUAGAGGACGAUGUUUUACCUGAUGGGACGACGGUGAAGAAGGGGAGGAGGGUUACUUAUCAUCCAUACGCAAUGGGCAGAAGUGAGGAGCUAUGGGGCACAGAUUGCUUAGAAUUCAAGCCAGAAAGAUGGUUAAAAGAUGGGGUUUUCUUUCCAGAAAACCCUUUUAAAUUCCCAGUUUUUCAAGCAGGAAUUAGGGUGUGUUUGGGGAAAGAAAUGGCACUUGUGGAACUCAAAAGUGUUGCAAUUUCAUUGUUGAAUCGUUUCCAUAUUGAAUUAGCACCUCCGCAAACCACUACUCCCCGGUUCUCCCCAGGACUGACAGCCACCUUUCACGGUGGUUUACAGGUUCUGGUUCGAGCUCAAAGUGGUCCAAGCACCCUGAAAAAUGUCUAUUCCGCCGUAAAAUAG
Messenger RNA from Fraxinus pennsylvanica, 1533 nucleotides. NCBI's taxonomy places the organism in Eukaryota, Viridiplantae, Streptophyta, Magnoliopsida, Lamiales, Oleaceae. The record is from the annotation of a GenBank genome assembly.